Messenger RNA from Dermacentor silvarum, 774 nucleotides. RefSeq lists its product as uncharacterized. Bases 1 to 774 code for a protein of 257 amino acids. The record is from RefSeq and is a predicted model, not a curated record. Lineage: Eukaryota; Metazoa; Arthropoda; Arachnida; Ixodida; Ixodidae. The transcript has a single exon.
AUGGCCGAACCAGAAGUCCUCACCGCUCUUCGCCAGCAAGUGCAACAGCUUCAACAGGCACUGCAGACCCAGCAACAGCAGCAUUCUCGCAACGCCUCCACAACCAGGGCCGUGCCUGCCCUCUCCGCUGAGGACGUCACAGCCCCUACAGAAGGCAUCCCGCACGCUGCCUCAUACGAUACCUGGCGUGUCGCCAUCAAGCUUCCACCACUUUGGGUGUACUCGCCCAAGGUCUGGUUCGCCCAGGUCGAGGCCCAGUUCUCCCUGGCGCGCAUCACGCAAGACCGGACCCGCUACGAUUACGUCGUCGCCCACCUGGACGCACGUUAUGCCAACGAGGUCCGGGAUAUCCUUGCCAACCCACCAACGGCCAAUCUCUAUGAACACCUGAAGACUGCACUUAUCCGCCGCCUGUCGCUCUCGGAAGAACAGAAGAUACGACAACUUCAGUCCGCAGAGCUUGCUGAGCGCAAACCUUCGCAGCUCCUGCGCCACAUGCGUGCGCUCGCGGGCAACAUGCAAGUCCAGGAUUCUUUACUGCGAGCGCUUUGGCUCCAACGACUCCCGCCGCACUUCCAGGCAAUUCUGCAAGCUCAGGUUAGGCUACCUCUCAACGAACUUGCGGAGAUUGCUGAUCGCGUCAUCGAGGCCUCCUUGCCGCAGUUGUCGCCCACCAUCCAGGCUGUCGCCACACCGCUGAACACCACAGAUCUUGCGCGCCGUAUCGACGACAUCGAUCGACAGCUCACCUUCAUUCAACAAGGCCUGGGUUAA